This is a messenger RNA of Scomber scombrus (Atlantic mackerel), 3448 nucleotides long. It is a transcript of the gene tmem106c, whose product is annotated as transmembrane protein 106C. The coding region runs from base 132 to 983 and encodes 283 amino acids. The transcript has 8 exons. The record is from RefSeq and is a predicted model, not a curated record. NCBI's taxonomy places the organism in Eukaryota, Metazoa, Chordata, Actinopteri, Scombriformes, Scombridae.
CGCGCGCGUAUAUGAGUGUGUGUGUGUGCUGGUGUAAAUACGACUUUGUGAUGGCAGUUUUGACGCCUUCAGUCUGAAAGUUGGGGCGUUGUAGUCGGUGUCAAACUCCGGUUUGACCGUCCGCAGGCGCCAUGGGGAACCGGUGGACUCGCAGCGGCAGCAGCUUGUCACUCCUGCCGGAGAGGCAGAGCUCCGGGCACCGGGGAGAGGAUAGAGACUCCGAUAAUGACUCUUUGGAUGGGCUCGGUAGACGGGAGGACAUAGCAGAGUUCCCGUACGUGGAGUUCACCGGGAGAGACAGCAUAACAUGCCCGACAUGUCAAGGCACUGGACGGAUACCCUCAGGUCAAGUGAAUGAACUGGUCGCAUUGAUUCCAUACAGUGACCAAAGGCUACAGCCCCAAAGAACGAAACUAUAUGUUGUCCUGUCGGUUGUGGUCUGCCUCCUGGCUUCCGCGCUCGUGGCCUUCUUCCUCUUCCCUCGCUCGGUGGUCGUGGUGGAUGACGGGAUUCGCUCGGUGACCGUGCGCUUCGACCACUCCAACCAGAGGGUCCUCAUGAACAUGACGAGCACGCUGAACUUCAGCAACCCAAACUUCUUCUCGGUGCUCGUGCAGAGCGUGAACUGUCAGGUUCUCUACAUGAAGACGGUGAUCGGGACUCAGCAGCUGGACAACACCACCACCAUCCUGCCGCUCAGUGAGAGACAGGUAAACUACACCGUCAGCGUUGAGAUCGGCAGCAGCGCAGCAUACGUCUAUGCCUUCUGCACCAUGCCCAGCAUCAAGGUCCACAACAUUGUGGUGUUUAUGCAGACGGCGGUGAAAACCUCAUACAUGGUACGAACCUCCCAGAACAGCCUGGAGGCCUAUCGCUACAUAGACUGCGGUUCCAACACCACGUACCACCAGAAAACCCACCAGCACUGGCACCAUUCCUCCAACCGCUCACCAGCCACAUCCCUCAGCCCCCCUCUGCUGUGACGGGGGGGAGGGGGGAACCACAGUCCUAACAGAGGAAGGGAUGGAUCAUUCAGCACACACUUCCCAGACGGAUUUUGCUUUUCCUUCUCGCAGAUGGAACCACCAGCAGAAGCAAAAAAAAACCCAAAUGGUGCUUUUUUUUCUCUCUCUUAAGCUUACACAGAACAGUAACAGCUCGUGCCAUUGAAUGAAGCGUCUUCCUUAACAAGUAUGGGCAAAGAAAGGGAAGAGAAGAAGGGAAUCGAAUGUUUUUCUCGCCACGUGGAACGAGGGCAGCUAGGUGAUAUUCUGCUUUGCUUACUCAUCACCUCUCAAACUAUUUCAUAACUCGCUGACCUCAUGAGUCACAUGAGGCAAACGAGUGAGUCACCGACAACGAGCUCUCUCUCUCUCUCCGGCCCUGUUUUGGAAGCAGGACAAAUGUCAAGAGAGGGAAAGCUCUUUUUCUUGUCUUAAAGGGAUCACGGUUGACAUUCCUCGCUGACAAUGAAGCUCCAGAGUCGGCGAUCUUUAAUUUAAUUAACCCUGCAGAGCUCCCGUCUGCGUCUGCUGCAUUCUUCAGCACAGCCGGAGCGACCUGAAGACACUUUAACACUGCGUAGACUGAGAGGCUGCUGAUGUUUUGGAAUUAAUAUUUAAUGCAACUGCAGGAGGGAUCAUUUAGGGAUUGUGUUUAAAGUAUCUGGAAAAUGAUACACAUUGAUAAACUUAAUGCUUUUUGCUGUGUUAUUUAACUAAAUUUGAAACUGGCAUUUACAAAAUUUGGACGUUUUUAAACGAGUGAUAAAGUUACUCCGGGGUACCUCUCAGCAAGUCUAAACACACUGAUUCUUUUUUUUUUUUUUUUUUUUUAGAUUUAGGAUUUCCAGAUUUGCUUGAAGGCAUCAGCAAAGCUUGUGUGUUGAUGUGAGCCUGAGAGUAUUCUGGUUAGUGUUUUUUUAUUCAUUGACACUCCUAGCUAAAUUACUGAAAAGCACAUUUGUACCUCAUAUAAUAUAUUCUGUUGAGCAUCUGCGUACAGUCCAGAUGUGCAGCAUGUCCUGCCAACAGCAUUUAGACAUGGAACAGAUAGAAGAUUGACUGAGAACACACUAGAUUUUACACCAUGUAACAUCUGUAUUCACAUCUGUGUAUUUAACUCAACUCCUCUGUGGCUUAAUCAAACCUUGGACGCUUCCGCAGAGCAUUUCAAACCAGUCAGUAAAUGAUCUCAGAGAGGUUGACUGAAGCUUUACAUCAUCACGUAUUCUCAAAUGACUCUGUAUAUUUAUAAGCUCCACUUCCACCAUAGAAACAGGUAUUGAAAGAAAUUGAUUUGACUUUUUUAAAAGGGAAAGUUCUCUGUACAUUUUUGCAUCAUGAAAUGAUUUUACCUAAUUUUUUUUUUUUUUAAAGGGCAGUAUAUAUUUUCAAGUUCUAAAAAAAAGUCAUUCAUGUGGAUUGUGAAUAAAUAAAAUGAAUAAUAGACACCAGAAUUAGUUUGUUGUUUUUUUAAAAUAACCAACCCAGACACAUUUUAGGUACCACAUCAUUUUCAGUUUAAUUCUAUUCUUCAUUUUUUUUGCAUACAAAAUAGCAGAAUAUCCUUUUCAAAACAAAACGCUUCCUUUUUUUUUUUAAAUGUCUCAUACGCGGUCCUAUAGCUGCAUGUGAAAAUAUAUUACUACAUAAUAUAAGAGAUCAACAGAGAAAACAGACCACAAUAUAUUAUCGCUGUAAUACAAGUAGUGUUUUUUUUUUCUAGCUUUUUACCAAAACAGGCGACACACUAAAAUAAAUGUGUAGUAAAAAAUACAAGAAGCAAUAAGUACAAAAAUAUAGCUGGAUAAAAAGCUUAUUAAUACAAGAGUGCUUUGUCUUUGGUUAAGUACGUCUGUCUUUGCUUGUGUGUGUCUCCGCUCUGUUAACUGUGUGGAUAAGUGACAGUCGUGCAUGUGGAUGAGUUUAAUAAUGAACGCGCUCACACCAAACGAAAAGCGUGACCCGGUGAAUGAACGCCAAACAUUUCACGGCAAUGGUGCUUUAACACUGUACGUCCUUCCUCGUCGAGCUUUUUCCCCGUUUUCACUUUCGCGUUUCUUUAAGAGUCGGACGUUACCGUUUAUCCACCUGAAUCCCCUUAACGCACCAAAACCCUUCAACACACACACACGCUUCUCCUUCUCUCUUUCACACACACACACACACACACUGGUUAAAGUUUAAAAGAACCUCACAUUCGUGUUUGCUUUCGUUAGAGAGUUAUUUCUCUCGCUCGCUCCGAUGAUUAAAGUGUGAAUGGAAACAACAACAACAAAAAAAACAUGAUUGUCAAUUGUGAUUACAUGUGUUUGUGUAUGUUACAUGGUAAAGGUGCUGCAGAGUGGCUGUAAAUAUGCUGUACAUACAUCUGGAUACCUGAACACCUCUACAUAUAGAAACUAAAUUACAUCAUCAUCAGGGCUUUGGUCUCUUUUUUUUUUUUU